AUGCAUCAAAAAGAGCCCAAAGUUGUGGUUACAGAUGGAGACGAGUCAAUGAAGGAGGCUAUUAAGACAGAAUUUUCUAAUGCCACGCAUCGACUUUGCACCUGGCACUUAGCGCGGAAUGCUGUUUCAAACAUCAAGGAUAAUGAUUUUUGUGCGGCUUUUAAGACUGCUGUGUAUGGUCAUUUUGAGGUAGAGGAGUUUGAUCAGUAUUGGGCAGACAUGGUUGCUGCAUUCGGGUUAGAGGAGAAUGAAUGGAUUUGGGCAACGUAUGAGAAGAGGGUACAUUGGGCAAAUGCGUAUUUGUGUGAUAAGUUUUGUGCUGGGUUGAGAACGACAUCAAGAUGCGAGGGCAUUAAUGCAUCGCUUAAAAGGUUUAUCAAGUCCUCAAAUUUCUUGUUGGAGUUGGUCGAGAAUCUUGAACAACCGGUCAUAACUACUGCACUAGAAUCAAUUGAGAGGGCCAUGUCACAAAUCUACACCAGAGAGAUAUUCUUCGAGGUCAAGAAACAGAUCGAAGGGGUGGCUGCAUUGAUAGUUCUUCAUAGGGAGAGUUCUGGUAGUACGGAGAAGUUCAUGUUUAGAAAGUUUCAGUUGGAGAAGGAUGCCUUGCUGAUGCGGUUGGUGCUGAAAAGAUGGUGCAAAGAUGCUAAGUCUGGAUCAUUCGACGACUCAGACGGAGGUUUGGAUAGUAAUAGAGCAUUUCGGGGACGGUAUGGUUCGUUGUGGACUUCUUGCCUCCCUAUGUGUUUGUUAGCGGCUCAACGGCCUGCCACGUACGAACACGCUGCUGCCAAGAUAGCGCAGCUAUUAAAAGAGAUUGAAGCAGAAGUUUCGAAGGGCAACAGUUCAACUUCCGUGCAUGAUACUGUAGAUGGUGAAGAUAUUUUGGAUCCAAAGAUUAUCAAGUCAAAAGGUGCACCGCGGUCAACCGGCAACGGCAAAACAGCUAGGCGGUGCAGGCGCUGCCACGGUUUUGGACAUGAUCGACGAAAUUGCACAGCAAACAAGGAGGACAUGUUAGAUGAGGUUAGUGCUAAAUUUGAAGUUGUUAAUGGUAGUGUUACCAUAUGA
Molecule: messenger RNA, 1071 nt
Organism: Arachis stenosperma
Lineage: Eukaryota; Viridiplantae; Streptophyta; Magnoliopsida; Fabales; Fabaceae
Product: protein FAR-RED IMPAIRED RESPONSE 1-like
Exons: 3
Coding region: 1-1071 (356 amino acids)
Biological process (GO): regulation of DNA-templated transcription
Source: RefSeq, a predicted model, not a curated record